AUGUCCUCUUUUUUACGCCACAUCGCGUAUUCUUCGUCAAGUACCGAACGAGGGUUGUUUAAAUGUUCCACUUCAUCUUCUUCGUCUCGUAAAUUGUCUUCGUAUCGCUGUAAAGCCGCCUCAAUCGGGGCGACGGCGAGCGACGAGACGUCGUCGACAUCAUCAUCGGAAAGCGCUACGAAUGAAAAGAAGAACGACGCUUUAGUCCAAACGUUGACUUCAAAUUCGGACUUUUCCUCGCUCGUGGAAGCGGUUUCGAGAGCGGACAUGUUAAACGCGGUGAGUUCAAUGGACUCCGGGACGAUUUUCGUGCCGACGAACGCCGCGUUCGAGAAGUUUUGUGAAAAGAAAGGCUUGAGUCGAGAGCAGAUGUUGACGAGAGAAAAUUUGGCGGAUAUUUUAAGCUACCACGUGAUCCCGUCCUCGGCGAUGUCGAGCGAGGAAGUGAUGUCGAGAGAGGAAUUAGAAACGCUGAGUGCUGGGAAAGUUUUGACGACAAGAGAAGUGCGAGAGGCGAACGUGUCGAAAGCGGACGUUUCGUGCGGCGGCGUGACGGUACACGUCGUCGACGAGGUGCUGACGCCGGUGUUUUCGGUACCGGCGGACAUGCAGUCACCGCAGGAUAUUUUGGCGCUGAGCACGGAUCCGACGAAACCAUCUGGGUGGGCUCCGGAAGUUCUGAAUGGGCGAGUUGCCAUGCUCGGGUUUGUCGUGGCUUUGUAUGGAGAGAUUACCACCGGGCACGGCAUCGCGCAACAGUUUGGCGAGAACUUUGGCGAGGUGUUGCACACGGCGUUCGUGUGGACGUUGGCGUCGUUUGCGCCGGCGUUGUCCAGUAACGAAGGGUACACGAGUAACCCGAAGACGAUGAAAGAUUCGAGAACGUGGAAUUUUGUGUUUAAAGGGUCGCCGAUUCCAGAGUUUGUGCAACCGGUGUUCACCGCGGAGGUCGAGGAGUUGAACGGAAGAGCGGCGAUGGUCGGAUGCACCGCGCUGUUCUUGGUCGAAUUGUUUAAAGGCUCUGCUUUGUUUUAA
This is a messenger RNA of Bathycoccus prasinos, 1035 nucleotides long. RefSeq names its product beta-Ig-H3/fasciclin. NCBI's taxonomy places the organism in Eukaryota, Viridiplantae, Chlorophyta, Mamiellophyceae, Mamiellales, Bathycoccaceae. The record is from RefSeq and is a predicted model, not a curated record. The transcript has a single exon. The coding region runs from base 1 to 1035 and encodes 344 amino acids.